AAAAUAAAAUUUCAGACUCCAUUUCAAUUUUCGUAAACCCUGUUGCGCGCACUUCCUCCCUCGCUCAAAACCCUAGCCUCUUCUCUUCUUCCCCGUCAACAAUCCACACAAAACAACAGAGCACAGAAAAUGACAGGAGAAACAGUGAAUCCAAAAGCAUACCCUCUGGCUGAUGCACAGCUUACAAUAACAAUAAUGGGUUAUUGGAAGAUUUCUCCCGAAAUCGUUACUUAAAGCCCAUGCCCAUUCUAAAAGCCCAUUAUAUUCCACAAAUCCUUUUAUUUCUCUCUGUAACUCUUCUCAACAUCCUUUGCAGCCACAAACCCUAAAUCAGCCUGCGCUUCUCUGCUCCUUACUGCCGCCGCAGCCGCUCGCAGUCACCGACAAGAAGUUGCAACCAUGGGGCGAGUUCGUACCAAAACCGUGAAGAAAUCCUCCCGUCAAGUCAUCGAGAGGUACUACUCUCGAAUGACUCUGGAUUUCCACACCAACAAGAAGAUUCUAGAGGAGGUUGCUCUGAUUCCAACAAAGAGGCUUCGAAACAAGAUUGCAGGAUUCUCCACUCACCUUAUGAAGCGUAUCCAGAAAGGACCGGUUCGCGGAAUCUCCCUGAAGCUGCAGGAGGAGGAACGUGAACGUCGUAUGGACUUUGUUCCUGAAGUCUCUGCCAUUAGGACUGACCAGAUCAAAGUCGAUAAGGAAACUCUUGAAAUGCUUGCCGCUCUCGGUAUGUCUGAGAUUCCCGGCGUCGUCCAGGUUGAUCCGGUUGCAGUUCAGCCGAUCCCCUUUGGUCGCGGUGGUGGCGGCGCUGGUGCUCCUGGAAGGAGGUUUUAAGUUUAAGCUUUUUUCUAAUUUUUGUUAUGUCAAGACUAUUAGAUUUGUUUUACUUUUGAAAAAUGUUUUUGUUAUGGUUGAACUGGUUUAAGUUAUUGUAAUGGAAUUUUAAUAUAUAUAUUUUUUGCAUUCUGAA
Molecule: messenger RNA, 970 nt
Organism: Lathyrus oleraceus (garden pea)
Lineage: Eukaryota; Viridiplantae; Streptophyta; Magnoliopsida; Fabales; Fabaceae
Product: 40S ribosomal protein S17
Exons: 2
Coding region: 400-834 (144 amino acids)
Biological process (GO): translation
Cellular component (GO): ribosome
Molecular function (GO): structural constituent of ribosome
Source: RefSeq, a predicted model, not a curated record